GUGGCGUUUUGUGUAACUUAUCCACUUAGUGAGCAAAACUACUCGACUCGUAGUAGUUGCAGAGAGGUUUUAGCCGCAGAAGAAAAGGGUUUACUCUGUCUUCUUCAGACUUCUCAGUGAUCGAAGCUAUGAUGACGACAACAACCAAUACUAUGGCUAUGCUUCAAAACCUCGUCUUCUCUGUUCCAAUCUCUCGUAUGGUAGUUCGGCGUCACUCCCUCGCUACCACCUUCUCCGCUGCCGCCACAACCGUCGUACCGUCUCCUAAACCGGUAUCAGCCAAACCGGCGCGUACUCCACACGUGGACUCACAUGUUCUCAUCGGAAUGUCAGAGCCUGAGCUUCAAGAGCUUGCUAUCAACCUCGGUCAAGAAGGAUACAGAGGAAAGCAGCUCCAUCAUCUUAUUUACAAGAGAAAGGUUAAUAAAGUUGAAGACUUUAGCAAUUUGCCACUGACGUUUCGUAAAGGACUUGUGGAUGGUGGAUUUAAAGUGGGAAGAUCACCCAUUUACCAAACUGUUACUGCCACUGAUGGUACCAUUAAGCUUCUGCUAAAGCUUGAAGAUAACCUAUUGAUCGAAACUGUUGGUAUACCAGUUCAAGAUGAUGAGAAGGGCAUAACGCGCCUCACCGCUUGUGUCUCUUCCCAGGUUGGAUGUCCGCUUCGUUGUUCGUUUUGUGCCACGGGAAAAGGAGGCUUUUCAAGAAAUCUGCAGCGCCAUGAAAUUAUUGAGCAGGUGUUGGCUAUCGAGGACGUGUUCAAGCAUAGGGUGACAAAUGUGGUUUUCAUGGGAAUGGGUGAGCCGAUGUUGAACCUAAAGUCAGUACUUGAUGCUCAUCGUUGUUUGAACAAGGACAUUGAAAUCGGACAACGAAUGAUUACAAUAUCGACUGUAGGUGUUCCAAACACAAUCAAGAAGCUUGCAUCUCAUAAGCUUCAGUCGACCUUAGCUGUCAGCUUACAUGCGCCAAAUCAGAGCCUCAGGGAGAAAAUUGUACCAAGUGCCAAGGCUUAUCCGCUGGAAGCAAUUAUGAAGGAUUGUCGUGAUUACUUCCAAGAAACAAAUAGACGAGUCUCUUUCGAAUAUGCCCUUCUAGCUGGAGUCAAUGAUCAAGUUGAGCAUGCGGUGGAACUUGCAGAGCUACUCCGUGAAUGGGGUAAAACUUAUCACGUAAAUUUGAUACCUUACAACCCGAUAGAGGGAUCAGAGUACCAGCGACCUUACAAGAAAGCGGUCCUAGCGUUUGCAGCUGCGUUGGAGUCGCGUAAGAUAACAGCAAGCGUAAGGCAAACAAGAGGACUUGAUGCAAGUGCUGCUUGUGGUCAGCUGAGGAAUAAGUUUCAGAAAAGCCCUUUGCUUACUGAGACGGAUAGUCAAGAGUCUCAGCCAGAUGCAGAAGCUGUCGCUUGUUGAUGUCCUGGAUUGCACAAAUUUCCGGUUUUGCCAUUGGAUGGCUCUGUUCAACUUUGGUUUGAAGAGGAGACAUGGCUCAAUCACGGAAAGGAAAAAUCGUCGUGAGGGUUGGUUGGUCAGUGUGCAACCAAGGAUGAAGAGAUUGAAGCACGUUUGAGAUGUGACGACUUUGACGAUAGGUGUGAUGAUAUUUACUUUGGUUAAUAAUUAUGACAAGGGAACUAACUUAAAGUAUUGUUGUUACUCAGUGAAUGAUGUCAAAUCCGUAAAUCUAUAUUUCAAAAUUCCUACCCGAAUUGUCAUUUCACUUUACGAUGUGGUGUUCUAUUUUC
Arabidopsis thaliana (thale cress) is the source of this 1747-nucleotide messenger RNA. Its product is annotated as Radical SAM superfamily protein. Bases 129 to 1415 code for a protein of 428 amino acids. The transcript has 10 exons. Gene Ontology annotation, cellular component: cytoplasm. Gene Ontology annotation, biological process: tRNA methylation; rRNA base methylation; rRNA processing. NCBI's taxonomy places the organism in Eukaryota, Viridiplantae, Streptophyta, Magnoliopsida, Brassicales, Brassicaceae. The record is from RefSeq and is marked reviewed. Gene Ontology annotation, molecular function: iron-sulfur cluster binding; RNA methyltransferase activity; catalytic activity.